Pelmatolapia mariae (spotted tilapia) is the source of this 817-nucleotide messenger RNA. RefSeq lists its product as uncharacterized. NCBI's taxonomy places the organism in Eukaryota, Metazoa, Chordata, Actinopteri, Cichliformes, Cichlidae. The transcript is spliced from 4 exons. The record is from RefSeq and is a predicted model, not a curated record. The coding region runs from base 8 to 817 and encodes 269 amino acids.
CCAUGGGAUGACUAUGAGGGAGGCUGGGCAACGAGUACAACCAAAUUUGAGUCGCUUCACUGUUGCCUCCAUCAUCAGAACCUUCAGGGAGGAAAACAGGACACAGAGACGACCACCUGGUGGAGGCAGGUUAAGGCUUUUGUCGGAGGAGCAAGAGAGGGAACUUGUAAACAUGGUAAUUGCAAAUAAUGUAAUCCGCCUGCAAGAGAUUCAAAGGAGAGUGAUUGAGGAUGAUCAUCUUUUUCGAGGCAUAAAUGCCAUCAGCCUCUCCACAAUUGACCGCAUCCUCCGAAAGAAUCAAUUCCGGAUGAAACAGGCAUACCGAGUCCCUUUCGAACGAAACUCUGACAGAGUGAAAAACCAACGUGUGGAAUAUGUUCAGAGAAUCUUUGAGAUUGAAGGACGGCCUGUUCCCCAUGAAAUUAUCUUUGUGGAUGAGGCAGGUUUUAACCUGACCAAAAGAAGGAAAAGGGGGAGGAACAUAAUUGGCCAUCGGGCUAUUGUAAAUGUCCCUGAAAAGACCAAAGCAGACCCCUGGACGGGGGUCAGCCAGCAGACACAGUGCAGAAGCCCCAGGGGGCCCCGGCGAAGAGCCCGCAGGCUCCACCGGCACCCGGCUGUGCCAGAGCAGACCACGCACCAGGCCCAGAGUCCUGAGACUCAAGGACCCCCCCCACACCUCAGCAGGGGCCCGACAGAGCCAAGGGGGCCAGGCCACACCAAGCAGAUGCCAGGACUGACUCAGUACACACCUGAGCACCCAGCCCUGGACAGGUGGACUGAAGGUCCACCAGUGAGACAUGAAGACCCAGGAUAA